Molecule: messenger RNA, 1243 nt
Organism: Diorhabda carinulata
Lineage: Eukaryota; Metazoa; Arthropoda; Insecta; Coleoptera; Chrysomelidae
Product: transmembrane protein 177
Exons: 4
Coding region: 270-1196 (308 amino acids)
Source: RefSeq, a predicted model, not a curated record
AGCUGUAAAGUAGAAACGUCAAAAUCGUUGAUAACUUUUUUUGUGUCGUAAUAACAUAAAAACAAACUUAUGAAGUGUUAUUUUCAAAAUUAUUAUGAAAAAGAGAAUAAUAUCCAAAAUAGUAAAUCACAUCACUAUCAAUAGUUACCUAUUUUAUGGUAUAGGUUAUCUAUAUAUAUAUAUAUAGAUAGAAUCUAGAACUAAAUUGUCAAAAAAAAAGAAUAAGAAUUUAACCAUACCAAAGUUUAAAAAUAGAGAAAACUUAAAAAAUGUAUGUUAAAAAAAUAGCUAGUUUUAUGAAUUCAGAAGGUGGAAGGAAAGUUUCUUAUUUUCUUGCUGGUACAAUAUCUGUUGGGGCUAUGUGUUCUUAUUUUGUGCCCCAUACCCUACUCUUAAAUGAAUACAGGAAAUUGAUUCAAUUAUACAAUAAUGGUAUAUCAGUUCCAGUCUCUAAGGAGAUAGAAAAUCGCUUCCAAAAGGCGUUAGAUUUAUUAAAGAUAGAUCCAAAAGAUAUCCACUUAUAUAAACCAUUUCAUGUAUAUGGUUUUGACGUAAUGAGUGCUGGCAGUUCAUAUAGUAAAUAUGGAGCAAUUAUUGGAAUACCAAUCAAUUUUACUUUUCAGAAACCAGAGACUAUUGAUCGAUCCAAAAUGAGAAUAAAUCACGAAGCUAUUGUUUGGGAUUCUGAACCUGCUCAAAAUCUUUUAAAGUCAUUGGUUUUGUCAGAAAAAGCUCAGCUAUACGCUAUGUCUAGAGAAGUUUUAUACAGGCAAACAUUGAAACCAUUAUUAGAUGUAUUCUUGGCCACAAAUUUAGUAUUGUCAUCAUAUUUUUUAGGCAGAAAUUUAAAACAAAAGUUUAAUUUUUCAGCAAAACCACUGGGUUUAAGAAUAAUGUUGUAUACGUUAGUAGGAAUAUUUAAUUUUGGAAUAUACAUAAUGGCAAAGGAUCUCUCCCAGAUGUAUUACGAAAAAAAUAUCGAUUUAGAACUGAAAAAGACAGACAUAAUAUUUUUACAGGGUGGUAAAGAAUUUUAUUCUAAAUUACUCGAAAGGAAUAAAGCUUUAAGGCAGUUACUAGGAAAAGAUGGUGAAAGGCUCUACAGUGUGCUUGGAAAUGAAAAUUAUAUAUUAAGACAAAAACAUAUUCCAUUAGUGCAAAGAUUAUCAUCUUUUGAUGAUACAAUAACUUCUUAGAUUAUUCUUAAUAAUCUAUAUUUGUAAAUAUAUUAAUUUAGAAAUUA